AAAAAAAGUUUCCGGGUCAUAAAAAAUCUAAAAAAGAAUGCAUGCGAGGUCUUCUACUUCAAACAUGAAAUUUUUGAAAAUGUUUUUAUAAUAAAAUCUAAAAUAUGGAGAACAGUCGUGAAGAGUGUUGCUGGAAGAGUUUGGUUGUGGCUUGUCGUGUCUUGGGAAUAAUAACAGCUUUAGUUUUAUGGGGUGUUGGUGUUGAGUAUGUUUUCCAUGGAGCAUUGUUUGGAAUAUAUUAUUUAAUCAUUGCUAUUGUUGUCUCAUUUCUUGAAGUUGUUUUUCUCUUAAACCAUGUUGUGGAGCUAUGUGUCAGACAAACCAGCCUGUUUAUGAGAAUGUGGGACAUUGUUUUGUGUUUAGAUGACUGGAAGAAAGGGGGUCUCUAUUUUGUGGUGUUUUCACCACCUUGUUUUGUAAAACCAGCAGAAGUUGAGUUAGGCAUUCCUGCAGGCUGUUUGUUAAUAGUUACAGGCAUCCUGUAUAUGUUGAAAACUUUAAAAACCAAACGUGAUGAGGAAAAAGAAGAUAGAAUGUUACCUAACACUCCUUAUGACAGGUUUGAGGAUGAUCAGGAAUACAUUGAAGAUGACAUCAUCAACCCUACCAACAAUCUUAGUGUGGGCAUGACUAGUGUGGCUGAUCAAUCAGAGAUAUUGGACUUGUAGCAGUACAAGUGUGUACUUAGAGACAUGGUUAAAGUGGUUCUGUUUCAGCUGAUAAGUGCAUUGGAGAUUGUAUUGCUAAAAGUGCCUACAGUAUUGUCAUUUUUUCUUGAAUUCUUAAAAACAAAAACAAAAUUCCUAAGAUAUCUCUUUUAUUGUGUGUUUGUAGAUUUUAUAUCAAAUCAUAUAUGCAUUUUUGUGUGUAAUAGUUACUAUAUUAGUUUUUUAAUAUUUGAAUACAUGGCUUUUGUGAUCUUAAUGAAGCAGCACUAGUUCUUACCUUUAUGAUUGAUGGUAUUGAAAUUACUGUAGGGUAUGCUCUAUAAAAUUGAUUUUAAUUAUUUAGUCAUGCAAGAUCUAUUUUAGUAAUUGUUUCUAAUGUAAACUUUUAUAAUAAUAUAUGUACUAUAGUUAAUUUAAAACUAUUAUAUAAAUAGUACUAAUCGCCAUAUCUAUAAUUAUAGCCUAUGCAUUGUUUUUGUUAAGCAUUUUACACUGAAACUUUUGUUGAUGCAUAUUUAAAAAUGUUAUUGCUAAUUCAUUCUGUUAAAUUAUUUUAUACGUAUCUACUGUAUUGGGAAUCUCAGAGAAUUAUUUAUUUUUUUUUGCUAAAAUUGUUAAAACAAAUGAUAUUCAUGUCUUCCUUUAUUAUUUCUUCAUAAUUUUCCAACCUAAUAGAUUCUUUAAAAAAUUAACUGAAGCAUUUUCUUUCCACAUAUUAAGGUGAUCAAAUAAUAUUUUUUUUUUUGUAAUGUAAUAUUUUAAUAAAUGUAAACAAAAAAAUAAUUAAAUAAGCUGAAACAGUAUAUUUUGUUCUUCAGGCCAUUAUUCAGUUGUUCUACAUGGGAAGAGGUAGGGCAAAAGUCCUAAAUUCAUUCUUUCUGCUACAGUUUUAAAUGCUACCAUGAAUUGUGUUAAUGUCGUACUUGGCAGUUUAAUUUUAGAUACAUCUCUUUCAUUUUUGCUAUAAGUUAACAAAUAGUGCUUUCAACAGUAUUUCACAUGAUAACAAAUGCAAUCAUCAUGCUUAUAAGAAAGAUUAUUCUGUUAUCAUUGAAAUGAAAUUUUGAUCAUAUCCUGUGAGCAUAGAUAUAUCUAUGUUCAUGGUUUUAUUUAUUCAUUUUUUUAAAAUUUAGACUAAAAAGGCAAUGUCUUCUCUUUUUAAGGUGAAGGAAGAGUGCAGAAUUUUACAUGGUUAUUGUAGCUUUCAUUCUAUUUCCAAUAGAAGCAUGAUACAUUGUAAGAGACAGGAAGAAGAUUCUGUUAACCUUACAUAAGAUAGAGAAACACUUGACCAAAGUUUUUACUGUCCAGCACAGCUGGUAGUUUGAUUAAAAUAAUUAACAGCAGAGCAUUGUGGACAAAAUAGUUGAACUAAUUUAAAAUAUUUUAAGGCUUUUUAUUUUCAGCUCUACAAACUUAACAUUGUUAAUUUUACAUGUUGUGUAUAGAAUAGACAUAGAUACUGUUUGUGGUCCCACAUUAAUAAUGAUUUCAUAAUCUAUAACAUACUUUGUUUAGAUUGACAUUACAAUAUAUAUAGAUGUAAUUUAUAAGACUCUUUGUCUACAUUCACUUGAAUGUUUGGAUUAUUUUCUUUAAAAAACCAAAAGCAGCAUAAUCUCAAUUUUUCUCUAACUGAAACCUUUUACCAAUAUUAAUAUACAAAGGUCAAUUGUGUUUUAUUUUAAAAUUUCAGGGUGGCUCACAGAAAAGUUUGUCCACCCGGCUCUGAAUUGAGGAAGUUGGGAAAUCCCUUUUUUCCACCAAUAUUAUCCCAUGAAGAAUGGGUUGUGGCCAAAUAGAUGUUUGGCAGACAAGAUCAACAGUAAUUGGUAUCCUCCAAGUCCAAGGCACAUACUGGAUAUAAAGGGCAGGCUACUUUUUCAUUGGACACCUGUAUUAUGUUUAGAAGUUAAUUCUUAGUUUAGUAACCAGCAGUUAAUAAAUAGUUAGUUUAAUGAGACACACAAAUUGGACAUUAGUUUUCAUCCAAUGGUGCAACAUGGGUUCACAUUUGUAUUCGAAAUAGCUCUGUCCAUCAAAGACAUUGUAGUGAUAGUAAAUAGUCCUGGCCUCUGUUUAGUCACACCUUGUUACUAAGCUCCUCACAAAGACUGCCUGACAUUAUUAUCUAUGAACUUAUUUUACGUUACUACUAUCUGCUUUUUGUACUGUUGAAAUGUUUCUGAAUUAUAAGAAUCUGACUCUUCUGAUAUUACAAUAAAACCAAAUCUCCAAGCAUAAAGCUUGCCAUAAGUGCUAAUAAUUGUUUUUCUCUUGUUGCUAGAACUAUUUAGUUUCUAUGCAAUAAUAAUACAGUACCAUAAUCUGAGCUCAGUGUAGUGUUUGUAUGGCUACUAUUGUAGUUUUCAAAUGAGCUUUCAAUAUAUGUCAUCUAUGAGAUAAGCCUAUAUUUGUUGCUUAUUGUUUUGUUUAAUAUAAAUCAUUUUCCUGAACCAUUAGCUUAUUCUAUAAUGUUUCAAAUAUAUUUCUUUUCUACAGAUACUUUUGUGUAAGUUUCUAGUUUUUAAUGAAUUCCACUAUCUUUUCAUUUGUUUAUGUAAUGAGGUCUGAUAAUAAUUCAUACAAAUAAUCUGAAUUUUUCAGUCAUUAUUGUUCUUUUUAGUACUUGUAGUGUUGUUGUUUUUUUAAGGAUUAUAAUGUAAUCUUUUUUUUUAAUAUACAUAUAUAUAUAUUUAUGUAUGGUGCAAUGCAGUGAUUCAAUAAAAAAUUCACUAUGGGACAUGUUAGGGGGGAUAUUAAAUAUUGUUUUGUAUCAUAAAAUUGAGAUAUCACUUAAACACAUUUAAAAAAAAAAAAAAAAAGGCAUAUCAAAAACUAAUCCUUUGAUUUCACACUUAGCUAUGUUAGCAGUUGUGUUGGUGCAGGUGUGGGAACAACUUAGGCCAAAGAUAAAAAAAAAACAAGAAACACCCAACCCAUUUCCAUGAGCCCAUUUAAGGUGGUGUGUGACCGGUGAUAUCCUGUUUGCCACUUAUGUACAUAUCCUUUAUGUUUACAUGUCUGACAGUUCUUUCAGACAUUUUUUGUUAGUACAAUUUAAAGAAAAAUUAUCAGGUGUAUUGUAUUUAUUUAUAUUUAUGUGUGUAUUGAUGUGCCAUUUGUCUUUGCCUGUGUGCCUUCUAAAUUGAUGAGUCUUCCUAUUGUAUUUGUUGCUGCUGAAUACAUAUAAAAUAUCAACUUCAGACUGACUAGCUUGUUAGGGUAAUGAUAAAAGAUUGUAUUGGUUAUUGCUAUUUGUGAUUGAUAAUGAUAUUUUGGAAAGUAACCUUGGCUGCAUUAUUAGAUUAUACUAUUUAGGAGCUGCUAUUAUUGGUUAUAAAAACAUUUCUAAACCUAAUUUUAUUUGAUCCAGUUCUUCCAUCAAGUCACACUUGAUGUAAUUCUGAAAGUUAUUUCAAUAAUAUUGAUCUAAUAAUAAAUUCAAUAUGAUAUA
Molecule: messenger RNA, 4125 nt
Organism: Biomphalaria glabrata
Lineage: Eukaryota; Metazoa; Mollusca; Gastropoda; Planorbidae
Product: transmembrane protein 72-like
Exons: 6
Coding region: 105-668 (187 amino acids)
Source: RefSeq, a predicted model, not a curated record